Molecule: messenger RNA, 203 nt
Organism: Racocetra persica
Lineage: Eukaryota; Fungi; Glomeromycota; Glomeromycetes; Diversisporales; Gigasporaceae
Source: the annotation of a GenBank genome assembly
GAAUGAAAAUUCAACCUCUUCAUCUCCCAAUAUAGCUGCAAUAGUGGGUAGUGUAAUAGGCUCCAUUAUUUUUGUUGACACAUUAGUAGCUGUUGGCAUCAUAUUGUAUCAAAGAAGGCACAAACCAAGAAAUGUUGUAACAACUGUCAUAGCAAUGUUUGAUUAUGUAAGAAAAGAGGCAAAUGAUUUGAGUUUUAAAGCAG